Molecule: messenger RNA, 4045 nt
Organism: Linum trigynum
Lineage: Eukaryota; Viridiplantae; Streptophyta; Magnoliopsida; Malpighiales; Linaceae
Source: the annotation of a GenBank genome assembly
UUUACCACCAAACUACAAAUCUUUUGUUGAUACAAUUACAUAUUGACAAAGUUUUAGUCUUUGAACGCCAACAAUCCUCAAUAACUUUGAACAACCAUAACUUUGUGCUCCAAAAUCCGAACUUCAUGAAUUUUUUUUUCAUUUCGCAUAACUUUUGAAGGACUACAAUUUUUACUAGGAAGAAAUUUUCAAAACAUGAAUUAUUAUUGGAUAUACAGGAUUUUUGGAAUAACGUUACCUUCCCUUUUCACAAAUCUAUGUACAUUUUGAAAUUAUGUCUGAUAAAAGUUGUAGUCCUUAAAAAGUUAUGCGAAAUGAAAAAAAAAAUUUCAUGACUUUCGGAUUUUGGAGCACAAAGUUAUGGUCGCCCAAAGUUUGACGAAAUCGAAAAAGGCUCGUUCGGGGUAGCAAAUGACGUUUUUUCGAGACGAAGGUUGCGGCUUGCAAGAUCUCAAAAAGUUAUGCGGAUUAAAAAAAAUCGCUGCGAUCGGAUACCCGAGUGCAAAUUUACUUUCGUUUGAAGUUUCGGCCGAGGUUAGGAGUUGAUCGGAUUUUUUUUUGGACCAAACCGCUUGAUUGGCCAGCUGUUUGGACCAAACCGCCCCCACCCCGAGCGGUUUUCAAACCGCCUUGUAACCAUGCGGUUUUCAUCGAAAAUCGCGCCCCAUCUAGCGGUUUUCGUGUAAACCGCGGGGUGGGGGUUUUCGAGAAAGGGUGCUAUUUUUGGAUUUUUUUUUAAACAGUGCUAUUUCUGGAAAAAAAUCCUGAAGAAAGUGGUCAUGGAGAUGAGCGCCCUGAAAGCACCAGGCAAAAACGGGUUCCAUAUGCUUUUCUUCCAGAAGUGUUGGAGCAAUGUUGGAGAGGAUCUUUACAAAUUCAUCCUGUAAUGCAAUAGGGAUCCGUAUAAGAUCAGUCUUGUUAAUGAAACCCUACUUACCUUAAUUCCUAAAUCGGAUGCCCCAACUUCUAUGAGUCAUUUUCGUCCUAUUUAUCUUUGUAAUGUUGGGUAUAAAGUGGUGGCAAAGUGUAUUGCUAACAAACUGAAAAUGGCAAUGCCCCACUUAGUACACAAAAACCAUUCGAGCUUUGUACCAAACAAGCACAUUACUUAUAAUAUUCUAAUCUUGCAGGAGACGGUACACUCGAUGUCAAGCCAGCAAGGGAAGAAAGGAAUCAUGUUCCUCAAAGUUGACCUCGCUAAAGUCUAAGAUCCUAGUGAAUGGCAGUUCCUUGAGGAAACCUUGAGGGAAGCUGGACUUCCUGGAAGCUAUGUGCAUAUGAUUUUGAAGAAUGUUACCACAACUAAGCUCCAAGUGCUCUGAAAUGGAGGGAAAAUUGAGAGCUUAUUACCCUCCAGAGGUCUUAGACAGGGAUGCUCACUCUCUCCCUACCUCUUUUACCCUUUGUGUUGAAAGAUUGAGUCAUUGUAUUCUCAAAGAGGUUAGGGAUAAGAAUUGGAACCCUAUUAGACUGUCUCCUACGAGUCCUCCUUUGUCUCAUCUCUUUUUUGCAGACGACAUCGUCUUAUUGCUGAAGCUAACCCUAGGCAAGCUGAUUUGAUAAUGAGAUGCUUAGACUCGUUCUGCUCUGCUUCUUGAGAGUUAGUGAGUAGGGAGAAGUCAAGAGUGUUUUUCUCAAGAAACAUAAAAAAUGUUGCUAGGGUGGAGAUAAGUCAGAGAUUAGGAAUUCAAUCCACCUAUGACUUAGGAAAGUACCUAGGUGUUCCAAUUCUGCAUGGUAGAAUUAUGAAGAAUACAUAUAGGUAUAUCCUCGAGAGAAUUGAAAGUAAACUGUCAUCCUGGAAAGCAAGAACCCUCUCUCUUGCUAGUAGAGUCACCCUUGCAUUAUCUGUCCUAAAUGUCAUUCAUGUGUAUGCUAUGAAAACUUUUGUGCUCCUUAUGUCUGUUUGUGAUGCUAUUGACAGGAAAAUCAGAAACUUUGUUUGGGGAGGAACUGAUGAGAAGAGAAAAGUCCACCUUAUCUCGUGGGAUCAAAUCUAUAAACCUAAAGGGUUAGGAGGACUUGGCCUCAAGCCAGCAAGGAGUUUAAAUCAGGCAUUCAUGGUGAAACUUGCAUGGGAGAUCUUCAACUACGGGGAUAGUUUUUGGGUCUAGGUCUUUCAGUAGAAAUAUUUCCACCACAAGGAUGGGAAUAUGUUGUCAAUGAAGAAAAUGAACCAUUCUCCGCUUUGGAAGGCUAUCUUGAGCAAUGCCAGUUAUGAAGCAAGCCUUGAUCUGGAGUGUGAGGGAUGGUCAUACAACAAGCUUCUGAACUCACCGCUGGUUGGAGAAUGGAUUGAUUCUAGAAGACUAUGCCUUGAAGGCUCUUACUGAGGAAGAACGCUGCUCCUCAGUGGCGAAAUGGACCAAUGGAGAAGGUGAGUGGGACUGGAAAAAAAUCAAACACUCUCUUCCCAAUGAGAUUAUUUCAUGUAUUGCAGGAAAUGAUGCACCAAGCCAGGAGCUGGGAGAGGACAAAACCCGUUGGGGCGAGCGAAAAAGGAUGGGCGAUUUAGGUUAAAGUCUGCCUUCAACCUGGUCACUGACAAGCUAUAUGAGGAGGCCCUGCGAAUGUGGAAGGAUCUCUAGCAUUGGAAAGGACCUAGUUGUGUGAAGCACUUCCUUUGGCUUGCCAACCAUGAUAGACUACUGACCAACAAAUAGAGAUUGAAAAGGAACUUGACGACUAACUAUACAGCGAUUGCAAUGUCUGUUCUGGCAUGGAGGAAACAACAGAGCAUAUCCUCAGAAGGUGUAAAAGAGCUGAAGAAAUCUAGAGUCACUUCAAAGAGAAGCUCAAGGUCACUUCAAACACAACUGACUUUCAGGUUUGGCUUGGAGACAACCUCAAAGAUGAAGAUAAAUGAGUGGAUUUUGGCCUCAUCUGUUGGAUCCUAUGGAAGCAACGUCAUGAAGUGAAGAUUGAAGGGACGAAAUUCACAAGAGAAGAAACAAUCUCUCGUGUUCUUGCUUGGAUCCAAGUUAACAAGCAAGCUAGGGAGAAUGUGAUCAAGUUCUUUCUCCCUAUCCAAAGAAGCCAUGUAGUGCAGCUUGUGGCGUGGAAGCCUCCAUAUGAGAACUUGAUUCAACUCCAGACUUAUGGCUCUGUGCUUGGACCCAGAGGAAGAUCAGCAACAAGAGAACUCAUGAGGGACGCGUUGGGGAGAUUUGUGGAUGCAUUUGUCAGCAAUAUGGGAAAGUGCUAAAUUACGCGAGCAAAACUCAAAGGGGCAGCUGAAGGCCUUGAACGUGCAUGGAAGAUGGGAUUCAAGAUGGUGGAGCUUAAUGUGGAUUCCUCAACUGCCCUAACCAUCGUUGAGAGCAGGAAGAAUACGAAUCGUUGUCAUGGUCCACUUGUUGAACGAAUUUACAGGUUACUUGAUCGUUACUGGGAAGUUAGAAUUUCCCAGGUUUACAGAGAAUGUAAUUUUGCAGCCGAAUUUUUGGCUAGCAAGGGUCACUUGGGCCCUUUGGGCACACAUUUCUUCGAUGUGUGCGACCCAAACUUGGUCAAUGGUUGUACUACGACUUCAUUGGCAUUGUCAUGGGUCGCAUUAUUCCUAAUAUGAUUUAGACGCCUUUUGGUGUCUGUCUUUCUACGCCAACAAAUCCUAAUAUUUAUAUGUCAUAUAUGAUACAUGUGAUUAAUUGAUCUCAUGUCACAUAUGAGACAUAUUUGCUCGCGUACUCAAUCUUAAACAUGUGUGAUAUAUAAUUUAAUAAAUCUAUGAAUUAGCAACAAGAAAACUCAUGAUAUAAAUCGAUUUCUCAUAAGUCGGUAGUAGAGUUGGCUCACUAAUGACAAUUUUGAGACAUGAGCUCAACACAAGAUAAAUCACCAGUUGAACUCAACAAGCUACCUAGUCGAGCUGACUCACAAGCCUCACGAGCUGAACAAGUCUAAACUCAAGUUCAGCUUGUUAAUAAAAUGAGUCGAGAUUUUUCUUAAUUGAACGAGCUUUUAUCGAUUCGAGCGUUGAGUUGUUCAUGAGCUAUUUGAUUCAUUAACAACCCUACGUGUAUGAGAAUAAGCUUAUACUGCCUUG